CGGGUUUUGGAGUCUGGAAGAAACUACUCAUUGUGAGCUGGGUUCCUUGCAAUUCACUCCUUUUCUUUGUACUUUACAGGGGCCACACAAGAUGCUCACAUUGUCUUGCCUGCAACCAUCAAAAACCAGAGCAGCUAUACCUCAUGAGCUUCAUCCAAUUUCGUACUGCUUCCGGCGACCUUCGCUUUCACUUUCAGUCUAUAGUACGAGGAAUCAAUCUAAUUGGCGUCGGAGCCUCUGCAUCAGAGCGAUAGAUGCUGCUCAACCCUAUGAUUAUGAGACCCAGAUAUAUGAACGCUUUGAGCAGAGCAUCAAACUCAGGAUUGCCAUUGUCGGUUUUGGCAAUUUUGGCCAGUUCCUGGCCAAAACUCUAGUUCAGCAAGGCCACACUGUCUUGGUGCAUUCCCGAUCCAACUACUCUGAUAUUGCCACCAAGUUAGGGGUCUCCUUCUACUCUGACCCUAACGACCUCUGUGAAGAGCACCCCGAAGUCAUUCUCCUUUGCACUUCCAUACUCUCCACGGAAUCUGUCCUCAAGUCACUGCCCUUGCAGCGGUUGAAACGAAGUACCCUCUUUGUCGAUGUGCUUUCUGUGAAGGAGAUGCCUAGGAACUUGUUCCUCCAGAUCUUACCGCCUGAAUUUGAUAUACUUUGUACCCAUCCAAUGUUUGGGCCUGAAAGUGGUAAAAAUGGCUGGGGAGGUCUACCUUUUGUGUAUGACAAAGUGCGGAUUGGGAAUGAGGAAUCAAGGGUCCAUCGGUGCAAUAAUUUCCUCAACAUUUUUGCACAAGAGGGCUGUCGCUUGGUGGAGAUGUCUUGUGCAGAGCAUGAUAGGCAUGCAGCAGGUACCCAGUUCAUCACCCAUUUUAUAGGAAGGACUUUGGGGAAGAUUGACUUGGAUUUUACACCCAUUAACACUAAAGGUUAUGAGACACUCUUGAAUUUGAGGGACAAUACUUGUGGGGAUAGCUUUGAACUUUUCUAUGGUUUGUUUAUAUACAACAAGAAUGCUCUUGAGCAGCUGGAGAGGUUGGACAUGGCUUUUGAAUCAGUAAAGAAGCAGCUUUUUGGCCGUUUGCAUGAUAUACUUAGGAAGCAGAUGUUUGAAAAUGAUGAAGACUUGGAAGCACCACAAAGUAACAAUGGUGCUGUAGACGAAUCACCACAGAGCCAAUGAGGUGAAAUCUACAAGUACGGAGUUCUUUACCUCUGGUUUUGUCAUUCCUUGUACAGUUGCUUAUUUGCGUGUAUGGGGUAGGCUAUUCUUUUAUAUAUGUUUCUUUGAUGUCUCACAUGUGAACCAAUAGUAAUUUUUGUAGUUGCCUGUGGAGGACAUUCUUGUGGAAGAACCAACCUAUUACAAUUUUAAAUUUGUCAUUGAUGCAAAUAUA
This is a messenger RNA of Telopea speciosissima, 1391 nucleotides long. Its product is annotated as arogenate dehydrogenase 2, chloroplastic-like. The transcript has a single exon. Gene Ontology annotation, biological process: L-tyrosine biosynthetic process. The coding region runs from base 92 to 1177 and encodes 361 amino acids. NCBI's taxonomy places the organism in Eukaryota, Viridiplantae, Streptophyta, Magnoliopsida, Proteales, Proteaceae. Gene Ontology annotation, molecular function: arogenate dehydrogenase (NADP+) activity; prephenate dehydrogenase (NADP+) activity; prephenate dehydrogenase (NAD+) activity. The record is from RefSeq and is a predicted model, not a curated record.